Molecule: messenger RNA, 3551 nt
Organism: Carassius gibelio (silver crucian carp)
Lineage: Eukaryota; Metazoa; Chordata; Actinopteri; Cypriniformes; Cyprinidae
Gene: acbd4
Product: acyl-CoA binding domain containing 4
Exons: 10
Coding region: 171-977 (268 amino acids)
Biological process (GO): fatty acid metabolic process
Molecular function (GO): fatty-acyl-CoA binding
Source: RefSeq, a predicted model, not a curated record
CAUCACGUGACCGAACCAGGAAGUGAUCUCCUGGUCGAAAUUCCAAGAGUUAUAGGGUUCGGAUGUAAUGGCAGCAGGAGUAACGUUACAUGGCAGGUUGUCCCGUUAAUGAACAUUCGGCUGCAGGAGCGUUGGAAAAAUAGACACCAUCUGAUAUACCUUCUCUUACAAUGUCAGAGAUUGAGGACUGUCUAAGGCGCUUUCAGGCGGCUGUCGACGUCAUUCAAAGCCUACCCAAAAAUGGUUCCUAUAGACCCUCUUAUGAAGUGAUGCUGCGGUUUUAUGGUCUGUACAAACAGGCAAUCUGUGGCCCAUGUACAGCGUCACGCCCAGGAUUCUGGGACCCUGUUGGCCGUUACAAAUGGGAUGCUUGGAAUCAGUUUGGAGACAGUCGGGAGAGUGCCAUGGCUGCUUAUGUGGAUGAAAUUAAGAAAGUUGCACAAGAGGUUAUAGACACCAUGCAAAUCAAUGAGAAGACUGCAUCCUUUUUCUAUUAUUUUGAACCUCUCUAUCAUGUCAUCCAUGAUAUGCCCAGACCUCCAGAGGCACUUUUAUCUCUCAGAUCAGAUGGAAAUGCCAGAGAGCCAACUUAUGGUUGGGGUGAUCAUGAAGUGGAGAGGGAAACUCAAGAACCAGCUCUUCAACAGGAGUACACAGAGAUGGUUCCUGAAAGUCAACUUCAAUCUGAUAGUGCAGAGGCACAUGUGUCUGAGGUUCAGGGGCUGGCUAGUGACUCAGAGAGUGAAAUCUUCUGUGACUCAUUGGAACAGCUGGACACUGUUAAGGUGCAUCAUCACAGCCCUCUCUCUCAGGUGAUUCAGAUUGGAGCUGGACAUGGUGGUGAGGGGGCAGAAGAUAGGCAUGGUCCUCCCAUUAGGAGGAGAACCACAGGGAGAGAGGGGACGCAGCAGGGUUGGAGGAACCCCUCAGGAAUUCCUAGGCUACCUCAUCAGUGCAAGAGGGGUAAAAAUGGAUGACCGUAAGAAACAAGCAAUCACUUCCUGGCCUACUCCCAAGUCAAUGAAAGAUCUCCAGAGGUUCCUGGGCUUCCCAAACUUUUAUCGCCAGUUCAUUGAUCAGUACAGUAUGAUUACCACCCAAUUGACAUCUCUUCUCAAGGCUAAGCCGAAAACCACUCCAAAGGACUACAGAAGCUGAACAGGCCUUCCAGACAUUGAAAACCACCUUGAUCUACGGGCUUGACCACCAGUAAGAUCUACGUGUCUGAAGACCACCGUAUGCCCCUCAACUCUGAUGCUCAGAGUAAGAUACUCUCUCCCUCUGCGCCAUGACCAAGGUACCUCGACAACUACCUACCGGAAAGCUUCUCCUAUUACCGAUUUCUCGUCGCCCUUGGUCCCACACUGGGGUUGACUUUGUCACCGAUCUCCCAGUUUCGGAUGGUAAUACCUGCAUCCUUGUGGCCGUAGAUAGAUUCUCCAAAGCAUGUUGACUGAUUCCCCUGAAAGCCCUACCCACAGCCAUUGAAACAGCAGAACUUAUGUUUGAACAUGUAUUUUGUAACUUUGGCAUUCAAGAAGACAUUGUUUCGGACAAGGGGCCUCAGUUCAUCUCGAGGGUUUGGAGGUUGUUCUGUGCACUUCUAAAUGUCACAGUAAGUCUCACUUCCGGCUACCACCCACAGGCAAACGGUCUAACAGAACGCAAGAUUCAGGACAUCUGCUGCUUCCUCAGGACCUUUUGCCACCACAACCAAAAUCUUUGGAACCAGUACUUAGUCUAUCAACCUCCCAUGUUCCCCUGCUCUGGGGAACCGUCUGAUGUUCUCGCAGUGAACACCUUGUUCCGAAACAGCGAGAGAGUUUGGAACCAGGCACACCACCACCUUCAACAGGCUGUAAACCGCCAUUAACGCUUCGCGGAUGGUCACCGUCAGCAAACCCCUACCUACCAGCCUGGCCAACUAGUAUGGCUAUCCACACGGGACAUCCGAUUACGACAGCCCUGUAGAAAAUUAAGCCCAAGACCCGGUCCCUGACGACAACCCCCCAUUCCCACCCAUCGAUGCUGAACACAUCUACACGGUGAAGGAGAUCCUGGACUCCCGGCGUCGUGGUGGGCGAUUAGAGUACUUGGUGGACUGUGAGGAUUAUGGACCAGAAGAGAGGUGUUGGGUGCCUCAUCAAGAUAUUCUCUUCCCGAGUCUGCUCACAGAGUUUCACAUCCAGCAUCCAGAGAAACCCACUCCACGACCCGAGGCAGACCUCGACGACGCCAGAGAGCAAGGUCCCGCUGGCCCGGACCCUGGAGGGUGGGGUAGUGUCAGGGACCAGGCAUACCCAGUCCCAGCCAAUCCACAGCGCUCACGCUCCCCAGGGUACUAAUCACCCGCACCUGAUCACUCUCAGCAUGGCACUAUAAAGCACUCCGCUCAGCACCAGUUCACUGUCAAGCCUCCAAAAGGAAUCGACCUCACGAUCUUGUCUCCAGCUCACACCUCGACUUCGGAAGACCUCAAGAAGUAACGUAUACUUACCUUUGAGAAGCUAACCUGUGUGUCUUUGUUCUCCUGUCUCCAGUACGCCUGUGAUAAACCAGUUACCUGAAUUCCCUACGAUCUUCGAUAUCUCCUGUGUUCUCGUAAAGGUUCUCUGGGCAGUGGCUUCCCCUGUAAAAGCAAAGAGAUAAGUAUUAGUGUUCCGGAAUUGUGUGGCUUUAGCACUAUUCGGACGGGACUAGUUUUCUAAACUACGUUUGAGUUUCGAUUCUUACCACCUGACGUCUGCGAUUUUCAUGUACCAAUUCGGACGGGACUAGUAUCUCCGUGUUUAUUACAGAGGUGGGAGGGUCUGAUUUGUGCAUCUGGGCGUCACAGAGAUCACGCGCUCUGUAUGGCAUUCAGAAUGAAUGUUUAGCAAAACCAUGUUAAUGUGUGGUUCCUUAAGUUUAACUUGUUUUCCUUUUUUUUUAUUUUAUUUUAUUUUUUUUAAUAAAUGUAUUUAAAACAUUAUGUAACCGAGUGCAUAAAUGAACGCGAGUAAUCUUACCUGAUGCUGAUAUAACAAUAGCUGGUAUUAACAGUUUAAGUGAUCUUGCUCUUGAUUUUAUUAUUUAUUUAUUUAUUUAUUUUUUUUGCUUAAGCAAAUAUAUCAAACUUCCGCACGGUAAGAGCAUCUACAGUAAUUCAUGUUGGCCAAAACACACAAGGAAACGCGUUGUGAAAUAAAAUAUCACCGGCAAUCACAGACAUUCGCAUUCGGACAGGAUUAGUUUUCUCAGAGGAUCACUGAGUUUGCUGAAAAACAGUAGGUCAUUUCCUCUGGAAUUAUCACUGAGGUUGUGUGAGAAAAACACAGACGUGGCAGAUUCGGACGGGAUUAAAAUCACCAAGUACCAGUGUUGGGAGUAAUGCAUUACAGUAACAUAUUACUUUUUGCUGUAACGCAGUAGUGUAAGGCAUUACUAAUCAAUUUUCAGUAAUAUUUUACUCGGUUCAUGUUCAGUAAUGUUUGCGUUACAAUGCACUUUUAGCCCAAAAUUGUAUUUUUCAAAGAAAAGAAGAAGAAAAAAAAAAAAAAAACUAAAGACCG